Messenger RNA from Cyphellophora attinorum, 2055 nucleotides. RefSeq names its product Retrograde regulation protein 2. Gene Ontology annotation, biological process: regulation of transcription by RNA polymerase II. NCBI's taxonomy places the organism in Eukaryota, Fungi, Ascomycota, Eurotiomycetes, Chaetothyriales, Cyphellophoraceae. Bases 1 to 2055 code for a protein of 684 amino acids. The transcript is spliced from 3 exons. The record is from RefSeq and is a predicted model, not a curated record.
AUGCUUCCCAUCCCCGAUGCUAACACCGGCGUCACAUGCAGCAAUGGCAUACGCCUCUCAAUCACGGACCUCGCGCCACCAUCUACCCGGUCUCUCCCAACCGUAUAUCAGGAUCGGCUAGGCAUAUCUUUAUACGAUGCACAGUACUCCGCAGAGCAACCCGAUACGAGACGCCCAAUUCCGCAAGAUGUCAUCGAUGAAGUUGUCUUCGGCCUGCGAAAAUUCAAGCUCGUGUGCGAAGAUUUUGGUGUUGAUGACCCAGAAUGCGUGAAGGUGUUGGCCACGGAGGCCACUAGGACCGCCCUCAAUAGUCAAGACUACCGUCAACAGAUCACGAAAGCCACAGGAUGGGAGGUUGAUAUGCUAAGCAAAGAAGACGAAGGACGAAUAGGGGCUAUGGGUGUAGCGAGUAGCUUCGACUCUGUUGAGGGUCUAGUAAUGGAUCUUGGAGGGGGCUCAGCUCAGUUGACUUAUCUACACACACCCGACCCAGAGUCAACUCCACAGACAAGCCCGAAAGGGAGCGUCUCCUUCCCUUAUGGCGCUGCUGCUCUUUCCAGGCGACUUGCCGCACUGCACCGGCAGUAUCCUCCGCUAUCGUCAAACAACAUAGGCCCCUCCUCAGCCGUCAGCAUAACUUCAGCCCACUCAUUUUCGACAACUGCAACUACUGUAGGUGAUGAAUCAAUAGCUAGCGCAAGCACCACAAACGAUAACCCAGCCUUCGGAGCCGCCAAGGCAAGCCUCGGGACAGAGCUCAAGUCCGCCUUCCAAGCCGCCUUCCAGUCUGGCCUCGAACUACCCCGUCCUCUCGCUCGACAAGCUGCGCACGGAGGCCUGACCUUGUAUCUUUCCGGCGGCGGCUUUCGCGGAUGGGGAUUCCUCUGUAUGGCCAAUCACCGUGUUCGUCCCUAUCCGAUACCAAUCAUCAAUGGCUUUACCAUCUCACGGAAAGAGUGGCUUGCAACGAAAGAAAUCAGUGACUUGGCGGCGAUGAGCCUCGAAGACAACGAGGCAGCCGACCACGAUGAGGGGGUCCAUGACGGCGAACAGUCCCUCAAGGAGUUGAGGGGUAAGGGGAUUUUCCGAGUCAGCAAACGUCGAGCCAGGCAAGCACCUGCUGUGGCGUUCCUGGUUGAAUGCCUUGUGGAGGCUCUGCCGGGCGUCAUCAACGACGUGCGUUUCUGUCAGGGGGGCGUGAGGGAAGGCUGGCUGUUUGAGCUUCUGCCGGAUUCAGUGAAGAAGGACCACCCUCUGGUCGCCGCCACUAAUGCUCUAGCCCUGCAACAGCCAUCAACAUCACAGCAAUCUAACGAUGCCGGAAGCAGCAUCGCUCCCUCAAACAGCGCAGCGGGCAUCGACCACAUAGCGUCACUUCUUUACUCCGCCUUCCCGCCUCCUUCGCCCGAGCUCGACCGCUCGAUCCCAUCCCCACACUUCUCCCUCGCGGUCUGCACCGCCCUCGCCAACACCAUGUACAUCGGCAACUCCCACCCUAAGGAGACGCGCGCUUGCAACGCCCUCAUGCUGCCCCUCACCGGUGCGCUCGCAUCCGCACAUGGUGUAAGUCACGGCCAACGCGCUGUUCUUGCUUUGGCACUGAAAGCGCGGUGGGCUGCAGAGGGAAGCGAGGUGUCUGAGGAGUGGGACAGUGUACGUGAGGCGAAGUUACGGGCUGUGCUGACGGCGCAAGAGGGGUGGUGGGCGGAGUAUCUGGGGAGGGUCGCCGGAUUGGUUGGGUCGGUGUAUCCGCGUGGGUUUAGAAGAGAGUUCUCCGAUGGGAGGAGGAUGAGUGAGCGGAUCAGCUUGACGGCGGAAUGGUCGGAAGGGUUGGGGAAGAAGGGGCUGAGCCAGGGUGUGAGGGUCACACUGAGAGCGUUGGGCGGUGCCAAUGGGGAGAACCUGAUGACACAUAAAGACGCGAUCAACGAUCCGAUAAAGCACUGGGAGAAGCUUGGCAAGAAGAAACAGUGGAAGGACUACAAGGGCUUUGGCGUACCGAUUCAGGUUGACGUCCUGAGGGAGUCGGAGCAAUUCGUGGAGAAACCAUGCUAG